Tigriopus californicus is the source of this 2626-nucleotide messenger RNA. RefSeq lists its product as uncharacterized. NCBI's taxonomy places the organism in Eukaryota, Metazoa, Arthropoda, Copepoda, Harpacticoida, Harpacticidae. The transcript has 5 exons. The coding region runs from base 1550 to 2602 and encodes 350 amino acids. The record is from RefSeq and is a predicted model, not a curated record.
AGAUCCCCACGUUCAUUGCCACUGAAGGAUCCCCACUCACUCACUCACUCACUCACUCACUGACUCGAUCCCGUACGAGCCCAAGAUCGUCGGCCUGUGACACUGGGUGAAGAGAAUUUCCAAAUUUGACACUCCAGCACAGUCCGGGUGAUAGCUACGAGAAAAGCGUCGGGAGACGAAGGCCAACUCAACCAGGCAGCCCGAUCUGUGUUCAACAAUAGCCUUUCAACCGAGGGGAACAAGGCCACACAAUAAGGAAGCUGUGGACGAACGCAGACGACCAGGGAGUCGACAUGUUCCGACUACCACCCCUCCUUGGCACACGAAUGGUUAGAGAGAUCUCUCUCACUCUCUUCAGUCGCCUCUCGCUCCCUUGAGCGUCUCCGUGAAGGAACCAAACUUCAGGCCAUCCAGUAGCUCUCUGCUCUUCAGCAGCUUGUUAGUCCACUUAUCUCCACUUCUUCAUUCUUGUGUUGCUCGCAAGUUAUCUUUGCUUUCCCUCAACAUUGAAAGGCCAGCCACUUGAUAAGCGAGGAUCAGCAGCUAACGACGGAACAGGGAACAAACUUGGAGCGCUCUCUCGCUCUCUCUUUCCCUCCCUCUCCUCCCGAUCGUCAAUUUAGCCAAAGGACCGAGGUUACCACUUUGGGGUCCGUCUCAAGAACAACCGGUUCGAGCACUCUUGGGUCCUCUUCAGAAAACAGCUGACUGGCGAACCAGCCCUUUAAAGGGCCACCGAGCUUGUUCCACUUAUCCGCGCUCCCCUUUUCCUUUCCUUCGCCAAAGAAAGCCCAAAGUAAGGCAGGGUGAGCACAAGCGGUCCGUGCAAGAGUUGGGGGCAAAUAUCGAGGUGGGAGGCUUCGUCUGUUGCUCCUAGAGAAGUCAGAUCUAUCGUCUCUUUGUUUUUGUGGAUUUUGUGGAUCGGAAUAACAUCUAUGUUGCGCGCCCAAGAGACCAACAGAGGGCGACCAAAUGUUGAAGUGGAACAGUGGGAUCAGGAACUUUCUUCCGUGUUUUGAGACGAGGGCGGGAAAUGCUUGCCAUAUUGAAGCGCAUGAAAGGGUCUUUUUGAUGUCACAUGUCGCACGGUGAUCUGAUUUAUGCUCAGAAUGAACUCUUAAUGGCAGAAAAGAGAGCUAUCUGGGGUCGCUUCAUCUGGUGACUCAAGGAGACCAAGAAGAUAUUUUACCAAUAAUGUAAUUCUCAGUUGUAGAAUAUUCAAGCAUUCGAAUAAUGAUAUUCAGUCCUUGUAUGAAUGUUUUUGACUACCCAACAACGCAAUUUGAUAAUUAUUGGUUCAACGACAGCAUCAGAAAAUUGAAUCUAUUUCAGUCUCUCGCCGUUGCCUUGUCGGUACCUUCUCCAUUACUUGGACUCGCAUUUAGGUGGGGGAGCAUCUGUUUUCUUGAAGUCGCCCCCAAGUUUAAAAUUAGACCACAAUCAUGACCAUACGAUCCUUGAGAAAGAUGAUGUUCCUCAGUUCAGUUUGACCGUUAGCAUUGUCCACUUAAGCUUUGGUUAGACAUCAUUUUCCUGAAGGAAAGGAAGAAUGAUCAAAAUUUGGAUCGUGUCAACAUGGUUGAUCUUGUUGAUCAGCCAAUAUUUGGAGGUGUCUGGCCAUUGCAUCUAUUGGGAGCCUCCAUCUCGAGCCAGUUUGGGAAAGCAUAGUAACAACAUUUGUGGCGUACCCGAAAAUGAUGACCACAUGUCAUUAUAUUGUGGUGGAGUGGACGCACAACAUUUGGAUCACGAGGGCAAAUGCGCCAUUUGUGGCGAUGAAUGGGAGUCGGAAGACAGACCUCACGAAGUCCCUGGUAAAUAUGCCACUGGAAUCAUCGGACGGAGUUAUUUUGAGCCAGGACAGGUUAUUGAGACUAUCAUCGAUGUAGUGGCAAACCACAAAGGCUAUUACUACUUCAAGCUCUGUGUGAAUAAUAACCCCGAGAAAGACCCCGAUCAGUCGUGCUUUGACCAACAUCCCUUGAAAUUUGAGGAUGGCUCGGACAUUUACGUUAUUCCGCUCGAUUAUGACAAAGGCGCCCGCAUUAUCAACAAGGUCAAGCUACCAGAGGGCAUUACAUGUUGGCAAUGCAUCUUACAAUGGACUUGGAUUGCGGGCAAUCGUUGGGGUGUGGGCCCUCAAACUCCCUUUCAUUAUACAGAGGACUGCCUGAAUGACGAGGAGGGCAAACUAGGCUGUGGAAAUCAGGAAACCUUUCGAGGGUGUUCCGAUAUCUGUAUUGGACCGGGUUGUCCUCGAGAGCUUUGUCAACAGGCCAGCCCGUUUCCGCCCAACCCUUCCCCUCCAGACGUGAUUCCACCCAUAGAGGACUUGGACAACCCCGAUUUGGAGGAGUAUAUCCCAGAGGAGGCAGAGGGACCACCUUUGCAACCAGUGACACCUUUGCCCUCUCAACCAACAACCAGUACGACCGCUACCCCCUCAGCAACUACUCUAGCACCGCCCAUGAGACCUUGCCUGCAAACUGGGAUCAAGGACGAAUUCUUCAGCGAUUUGGGGGACACCUAUUGCCAGUCCAUUUGUUUAGGUCACCCAAUGUACUUGUGUAACUUAUACAUUUGCUACUGCAAUACCAACUGAUACUACGCACACAGGCCGUCGGGA